GAUUAUUUCAAGUAUAAUAUUUUGGUUAAAAUAUAUAAUACGUACACACUGACUAAAUCAAUCCUGUGGUCAUCAGCCUCCAUGUCCAGUCCUUAUUAACUUGAAAUCAAGUUUCAAUUAAAGAAGUUGCAGAAGUUGAAAGGUGCUCAAUAUGUCAACCAAUAGCAGCUCUGAUUGGUUUUCUUUGGUGUACAUGAGGUCAAGUGCAAAUCAUUUGAAGUCUUUGCUGCUGUUUAUUUCUGAAAUCACAAAAUUAUCACUUAUGACAGAAAACAAGAAUUUCAUCAACGUAGGAUGCUUAUUUACAGUGUUUCUUCCAUCAUCAUUGAUUUGGAAUCCUCAGAGGAUACACCAACAAAUGCAGAAGAGAUCUAACUUUCCCUAUCAAAAUUUAUGUAUAUAGCAAAAUCCUGUUGUCAAAAUGCAACAUUACGCGUAUCAGUUUUAUUACACAAAAACAAGAAGCCGAAAGAACCAUAAAACAGAUCGAUAGGGUAAUUAAACACAUGGGUGACGGUCUAUAAUCCAUAAAAUCAGCAUCAGGAGAAUAUUUCCACUAUAUAUGCGAUUCAAUCAAUAGUGAAAGACAUCAAACGUUUUUAUUUUGAAGCUAGUGAAAUGCAGACGAUAGGAGACAUAUAUGUUCACAAUGAGAAAGAUCUUUACAACAUUAAUGUUCUUCAAGGUUCCAUGGACCAUGAAUCGACAGAAAGAAUAGAUGUUUACAUGGAACCACUCUAUGAAACUUUCUUUUGUCCAUUGACAAAUAAGAUAAUGGAUGAUCCUGUUACAAUCGAAACAGGCAUCACUUAUGAGCGAGAGGCAAUAAUAGAAUGGUGUAAAAAGUUUGGUGAUCCUGCUGACAUCAUUUGUCCAAAAACAGGCGUUAAGAUAACCAGUCAAGUUUUCAACAGAAAUAUUGCAUUAAUGGAAACGAUCAAGAAAUGGGAGGAAAGAAAUGAACAAGCAAUUAUAAGGGCUGCAAAAUCAACUCUAUCUUUAGCUACUAACAAGACCAUGAUUCUUGAAGCGUUGAAUAAUUUGCAAACUUUAUGUAGAAAAAAACAAUACAAUGUGGUUGAGAUACGUACUAUUGGUGUCAUACCACUUCUUGGAAGAAUCUUGGGACAUGAAGACAAAGAUGUGGUCUUUGAAGCUCUUGAGUUACUAAAAAAGUUGGCUGAAAAUGUUGAGGAUGAUGAUGAUGAUGGAAAAGAAAUGAUUGUCAAGACAAUGGACUUAUCGGUUAUAAUACAGAAUUUGUCGAGUGAAGUUGAAUGUAUUAGGCAUGCGGCUUUGCUUCUUCUUGUUGAUCUUUCAAAAAGUGGCGAAUUUUGUGAUAAAUUUGGUUCGGUUACCGGAGGAGUUUUAAUGCUGAUUACUCUGAAGUAUAGACAGCCAAUUGAUGAGUUGGCUUUAGAGAAAAUUGAUGAAAUUUUGAAAAACUUGGAGAGGUCAUCAAGUAACAUCAAGUGUAUGGCAGAAAAUGGACAUUGGCAGCCCCUAUUGCAUCAUUUUCUUGAAGGUGAUGAAGAGACCAAGAUGGAAAUGGCAAGUUUCAUUGGCGAAAUUUUUCUUGGAAACGAUGAUGAUAACAACACCUACGUUGCGGAAACUGCUUCACAUGCUCUAAUCCAAAUGGUGUUUCAAGGUAACUCGUUGGCAAGAAAUGUUGCAUUUAAAGCACUGAAGCAAAUCUCAUCUCACCAUGAAAACGGAAAGAUUCUUGUGAAAUCAGGUGCAAUAACUAACAUGUUGCAUGAAAUGUUCAAAAGAACAAUCUAUAAUGAGCCAACGAAUUCGAAAGCAGAAGCAGCUGGGAUACUUGCAAACAUCCUUGAAUCAGGAGCGGUUGACCUAACAGACCUUCAACUUGACCACACAAUGUCAUUGGAUUACGUCAUUUACAAUUUCGUGAAGGGUGUCUCCAAUUCAACACCAGAUGAAUUGAACAUCAACUUUGUUAGAAUCCUAUUGUGCCUCAUGAAAUUCCCAAAAACAUCGGAUAUCAUUGUGUCGUUGGUAAAAGAGAGCGAUUUAUGCACAAAUUUGAUUGAACUUCUGAAUAACCCAAAAAUAGAUCGUGUUCAGAAAUCUGGCAUGAGAAUGAGCAAAUAUGGAAGUGAUUAUUUUGAAGGACUUGUGGGAAUUCUUGUUCGGUUUACAUCAACUCUAUACGAGCAACAGUUUUUGGUUUUAGCAAUGAGUUUUAGGUUCACAAGAAUGUUCACAGAAUUGCUUACGACCACAAGUGAUGAAGUUCAGAGGUUAUCAGCAAUUGGGUUACAGAAUCUUUCAUCAAAGACUAUUUUUUUAUCAAAGCCAGCCGAUAUCAAGGAAUCCAAGUUGAGAAAGUUUUCAUUUUUACAGAAAUGUUUCCCAUUCAAUUCAAGAAAACUUAAAACCACACCAAUGUACAUGUGCCCAGUUCACAAAGGAGUUUGUUCUUCUCAAGAAACCUUUUGUUUGCUUGAAGCAAAUGCGAUUCAGAAGUUAUUGACUUGCUUUGACCACAAGAAUGUAGAGGUAGUGGAGGCUGCAUUAUCGGCUAUUUGCACUUUGUUAGAUGAAAGAGUUGAUUUGGAAACAAGUGUGAGUAUUUUGAUCCAUGAAAAGGCUAUACACCAUGUUUUGAAUGUGGUGAAGGAGCAUAAAGAUGAGUCUUUAAGGCAAAAAUCGUUUUGGAUUUUAGAGAAAAUGUUGAUGAAAGGAGAUGAAUACUCAACUUCUGAAAUAUCACAAGACAGGUUCUUCCGUGCAAUGUUGAUCAAUACUUUGCAUCAUGGCCAUGCUGACGUUAAGUUGAUGGCUGAGAGAAUCUUGAGGCAUUUGAAUACAAUGCCUAACUUUAAUACGAAUUAA
Lactuca saligna is the source of this 2862-nucleotide messenger RNA. The record is from the annotation of a GenBank genome assembly. Lineage: Eukaryota; Viridiplantae; Streptophyta; Magnoliopsida; Asterales; Asteraceae.